GUUGUUAUAAACAGAUUUUGGAUCAUUUUGGAUAUUUACUCACAACAAUAAAAUAAAAGCAAGUUUUAUUAUUAAAAAUAAUCAUUAAUUAUUAAAAAUGAACGCGCCACCAACAUUCGAGUCAUUUCUUCUCUAUGACGGAGAAAAGAAAAUUAUUAAGGAACAAGAUACCAAAGUUCCUAACGCUGCGAUUUUUACUGUCAACAAAGAGGAUCAUACUCUUGGAAAUAUGAUUAGAAAUCAAUUAUUGAAGGACCCACAUGUUUUAUUUGCUGGAUAUAAAGUGCCUCAUCCCCUGGAGCACAAGUUUGUGAUCAGGAUUCAAACCACAUCCGAUUACACUCCUCAUGAAGCUUUCAUGCACGCAAUUACCGAUUUAAUUGCUGAGCUUUCAUUGUUUGAAGAGAGAUUUAAAGACGCUAUUAAAGAAAAGAAAGAAGGAUUGGAUUAAAAACUGUAGAUUAAUUAUAAUAAAUAUUUUUUCACUUAAAA
Molecule: messenger RNA, 492 nt
Organism: Cotesia glomerata
Lineage: Eukaryota; Metazoa; Arthropoda; Insecta; Hymenoptera; Braconidae
Gene: Rpb11
Product: DNA-directed RNA polymerase II subunit RPB11
Exons: 4
Coding region: 98-451 (117 amino acids)
Biological process (GO): transcription by RNA polymerase II
Cellular component (GO): RNA polymerase II, core complex
Molecular function (GO): DNA binding; protein dimerization activity
Source: RefSeq, a predicted model, not a curated record